AUGAGGUCGACCCAUUUCUUGGCGGUUUUCAUUUUCUUCCAUCUCCUAGAGGUUCAAUGUUUUGUAAAUUCACAACAGAAAGGGUUUCUCUACAAUGACUUGGGGAACGCUUUUCUGAGCCGCGAUGGUGCAGCUCAAGUCGCAGACAAUGGCCUGUUGCAGUUAACUGAUCACAGGGACAAGUAUCAGACGGGUCAUGCCUUUUAUUCCCGUCCGUUUCAGUUGAACGGUAAUGUAUCCUUCUCUACCACCUUUGUUGUUGCAAUUGCAUCUGAGUUUGGCGCCAAUGGAUUAAGCGGUCAGGGGAUGGCUUUUGUUAUUACACCUCAACGGCGGAUUCCAGGAGCUCUGCCAAACCAAUACCUUGGCCUGUUUAACGAGUCCAGCAAUGGACAAUCCGCAAACCAUCUCCUUGCGGUGGAGCUAGAUACUGUCUACAAUAUUGAGUUCGACACUAUCCAGGAACCCCAUGUUGGGAUUGACAUCAAUAGUCUAAAGUCUCUCAAUUCCACCGUGCCUGCAUAUCCCGUCGACGGGAAAUCCGAAAAGAUAAAUCUUAACAGCGGGGAACCGGUUCAGGUGUGGGUAAAUUAUGAUUGGAUAGACAAGCUACUAACUGUCUCAUUAGCUCCACUUCACGCGUCAAAGCCAGAUGUUCCUCUCUUGUCAUUGUCCAAAGAUCUCUCGACUGUUUUCUUGGAUUCCAUGUACGUCGGAUUUUCCGCGUCAACCCAAAGUAUACCGACGUAUCAUUACGUAUUAGGGUGGAGUUUUCAGAUUGAUGGUGAAGCUCCUGCGCUGAAUCUUGCAAGCCUUCCUAAGCUACCUCAGCCGGCUCCUCCUCCUAAAAAGAAAUCAAAGUUGGUAAUAAUUCUGCCUGCAACACUUGGUCCAAUCUUUGUUUUAGCACUGGUGGCGAUCAUUUGGUACCUCUGCAAAAAAUGUCGUACGCCACCACCGCAGUUUAUAACUAGGACCUAA
Messenger RNA from Papaver somniferum (opium poppy), 981 nucleotides. RefSeq names its product L-type lectin-domain containing receptor kinase I.3-like. Lineage: Eukaryota; Viridiplantae; Streptophyta; Magnoliopsida; Ranunculales; Papaveraceae. The transcript has a single exon. The coding region runs from base 1 to 981 and encodes 326 amino acids. Gene Ontology annotation, molecular function: carbohydrate binding. The record is from RefSeq and is a predicted model, not a curated record.